ACAUUCCCCACGUGCGAGUUAGUUGUCAACCGGAGUUAAAAAAGAAAAUAUUGGACAAAUUCUGGAGCUAUGGAGGUAAUUGUUGGAACCUAUGAGGAGUUUCUUCUAGGCUAUAAACUCACAACAAAGGAAAAUAUCUGUUUCGUACAAUCGUUUGCGGAUAAAUCCCAUGCGGGUCCUUUGAAAUGUGUGGCAGUACAUAAGCAUUUUGUGGCCACUGGCGCUACAGAUGAUCGCAUCUUCUUAUAUGACAUGCGUUCGCGCAAACAAACAAAUAUCAUUUUGUCACAUGAAGGCACGAUUAACGCCUUGGCUUUCACGCCCGACAGCUCUCACUUGAUAUCAGGUGGCGGUGAUGGACGUAUGAUUGCUACUCGCCUAAAUACUUGGGCAACAGAAGGUAACUGGAAAGCGCACAAAGGGUCAGCAGUCAGUCAAAUCAGUUGCCAUCCCAGCGGUAAGUUAGCUUUGUCCCUAGGCGCUGACCGCGUUUUGUGCACUUGGAACUUGGUCAAGGGUCGAGUAGCAUAUAGAACAAAUUUAAAAAGUCGCAGCACUUUGGGACUACAACCAGAUUGUCUUACUUGGUCACCGACUGGCGAUUAUUUUAUACUUUGUGGGCUACGUGCCGCCGAGAUCUGGUCAAUAAAAACCGCAGAUGUAUUAUUGAGUCAGAAGACACAAGAAAAACCCAUAUCAGUUUGUUGGGUGUCUGCCGACACGUGCUUAGUGGGCUUAGAAAAUGGUAAAAUACUUUGGCUCAUUGCAACAGAUUCAGAACAAGAGGAAAAGCUAAGCGCAGCCCACAGCUCAAGAGUCAAAGCUAUGGCUUUCCAUGAAAAUACCUUAAUUACAGUCUCCAGCUCUGGUGAAAUGAAAGCCUGGAAAGUGAAUGUCGACAAGAAAAAAUUUACACCGUUGUGCACAACCAACAUAGGUUGCCGGCCAACUUGUCUUAGUAUAUUGGAUCUAACGCAAUUUGGUGACGAAUAUGCAACGAAAAGCGCCUCAGAUAAUGACACAAAGCAAACAAGUAUUGCUACCAGAAACAGCGAAAAGCAGCCAGAACGUGGCGUUGUUACUAUUGAAUACGAAGAGGAUGAAAAUGAUGUACCGCAGAAUGAAAGCAAUAAGAGUGGUUCUAGUUCUUGUGAGCCUAGCUGUAGUCAAGAAAAGCAAAAGUCGCGAAAAAGGAAAGGAAAAAAUUUAGAGAAUGUAUCUAAACGAGAAAAGGAACAAGAAAAACCAAAUGGACCGUUACACAAGAAACCGAAGAAUAAAAAUAAAUAAAAAAGUUAUGUAACAAAUUUUGUUUUAAAUCUACAUAAGCGUUGCAUUAGAAUCUCUAAAAUAUAGGAUAUACAUGCAUAUAUUGUUCUCCAAAUCGCCACUGAGAAGUACAAAACAUAACGGGAUAGGUAGAGGUAGAAUUUCAGGACAAAAAUUAGUACUGUUAGUUUAUUUGUAAAAACUCUACAAUUUGAAAAUUUUCGCUUUUCUUAAGCGAUGACUGAUAGUAUUAAAAAGCAGAGGUACCGAAAAAGUGUUAAUAGUAAAAUUGUGUAACAGCCCUUCAAUGCUAAAUAGUGAAUAAUUUCUUGUACAUCAGAGCGCUUCGCUAGUCCUUUUGUCAAUGAAAUGAUAAUUCUCAGCUUAAUCACAUCUUUUUCUAUGUUUUAUUAAAUAUAUUUUGUAUGUUAAAUUCUCUUUUUACACUCGUAAAAACAGUCAGUUUAAUUAUAAUUGCUCAUUUUUUACAUAUAUCGUCGUUUAAAGUGCAAAACCGCGUAUCAGCAAAAUGCAAAACCACGUAUGUGAG
Molecule: messenger RNA, 1819 nt
Organism: Rhagoletis pomonella (apple maggot)
Lineage: Eukaryota; Metazoa; Arthropoda; Insecta; Diptera; Tephritidae
Product: p21-activated protein kinase-interacting protein 1-like
Exons: 5
Coding region: 70-1290 (406 amino acids)
Molecular function (GO): protein binding
Source: RefSeq, a predicted model, not a curated record